CACACUCCUACACCCCCCGGCUCAUAUAAAGGUAGCACAAAUCACAGGCCGUCCCCGGGCUGCCCUUUUUUCUUGUUGAUGGUUAGACUCUGCGAGAGAAGGAUGAAGUUCCUUGUGGCUGUCACGGUCAUCGUGGGAUCAUUGAUUUUCCUCGCUUUCCCGAACGGCUCGUCCGCUGACGAGAAGAAGAAAGGCCCCAAAGUGACUGCGAAGGUGUAUUUUGACAUCAGGAUCGGAGAUGAGGAUGUCGGAAGAGUCGUUAUCGGAGUGUUUGGGAAAACGGUUCCCAAAACAGUCGACAACUUCGUCGCUUUGGCGACUGGAGAGAAAGGAUUCGGCUACAAGGGCAGCAAAUUCCACAGAGUCAUCAAGGAGUUCAUGAUCCAGGGUGGAGACUUCACCCGAGGAGACGGCACCGGAGGAAAGAGCAUCUAUGGAGACCGCUUCCCCGACGAGAACUUCAAGCUGAAGCACUACGGCGCCGGCUGGCUCAGCAUGGCUAACGCCGGCAAAGACACCAACGGCUCUCAGUUCUUCGUCACCACCGUCGCGACUCCAUGGCUGGACGGCAAACACGUCGUCUUUGGAAAAGUUCUGGAAGGGAUGGAUGUGGUGAGCAAAAUCGAGAGCACAAAGACAGAUGGCCGUGAUAAGCCUCUUAAAGACGUCGUCAUCCACGACUGUGGCAAAAUUGAAGUGGAGAAGCCAUUUGCAGUGGCCAAGGAGUAGAGUGCUGCUGAGGGGAGAAAAGGUUGGGGAAACAGGACUGAGGCGGGGAUGGGGGAGGGGGUGGGAAUCGUGCAGGCCACCUUGUUUUAUCACCAACAGCCCCAUGGUCCUGGAGAAGGGGCUUUUUGGGGUCAAUCUGUGUCGGUGGCUGCUGUCUUAAAGCACCAGAAGAGCAUUUACAUUAAGCAAUCAUGACGACACUCUGGGUCCAUUUACCAACGAGCAUUCCAAGGUGCACUUAACUGUUGUUUUUUUUUUUUU
This is a messenger RNA of Larimichthys crocea (large yellow croaker), 990 nucleotides long. It is a transcript of the gene ppib, whose product is annotated as peptidylprolyl isomerase B (cyclophilin B). Bases 79 to 729 code for a protein of 216 amino acids. NCBI's taxonomy places the organism in Eukaryota, Metazoa, Chordata, Actinopteri, Sciaenidae. Gene Ontology annotation, cellular component: intracellular membrane-bounded organelle; cytoplasm. Gene Ontology annotation, molecular function: cyclosporin A binding; peptidyl-prolyl cis-trans isomerase activity. Gene Ontology annotation, biological process: protein peptidyl-prolyl isomerization; protein folding. The transcript has 5 exons. The record is from RefSeq and is a predicted model, not a curated record.